AUGCAUUCAGAUGGUAACUGAAAUUUUAUUUAUUUACAAAGUACUUGCUAAAAAUUCUUGUGUGUUUUUUUUUUUGCAAAGAUCGGUUGCGUAGCAAAAAAGAGGUUAAAACCGGGUCCAAGUCUCCUCUGCUCACUCGGGUAGUGCGAACUCUCUUGGGAACGAGGCUGUUCAACAUAAGCUUUUAGGCGGUGAUCAUGGCUAAAACGUUUUUCAAGUAAAGGCAAAAACUUAAAAUCUCUGUCAGAAAUUAAUAUUCGUCUUGCUUAUUAAAGAAUCGUAUUAUUUCUCCUUUCUAUAUUUUCUAUAGUUUUAAGUUAUGUUAGUUUAGGAAGCAUUGUCAAUGUUUUACAUUCAAAAUAUGCAAUAAAAGUCAUGCUAAAAUGUACUAGCCACGAAGAUAUGUAUGGUGAUCAUUAAUUUCGAAAAAUUAGCAUAACGUCAAAACAGUGAAUCUUGUAAAGCGGAUUUUUGGUCGGUUCCUGGGCCAGGUUCGUCUUAAAAUUUCAAGGUGCUGCAGUGAAUCAAUCUCAAUAAAAGUUGCGGACAUUAAUAUAUACAUCAUCGAGAUUGUGUGAUGAGGUUUAAAAAGAAUUUUGUCGAGCCGUUUUUGAGAUAUAUAGGAAAGCGCUAAAAGUUCAACCGCGUGCAACAAAGGAAAUAGGAGACGUCUGCACGCAGGCAACACGUGCAAUGUUGUUGUUUUGCAUAUUAAACCUUGUUGGCCACUAAUUCAAGAGGUUUACUUACUAGAAAAUUAAGAGAUGAUGAUCAUUUUCCUUGGCUAAAUGUCUUUGAGGCUUGUUGGGGAUUACUGAAAACACUUUUCGUCAAAAAUUCAUACCUCUACUCAACUUUCCCUUUGCUUCCAUCCAGGUUUUGGUUCUUCAGCGGAAAUGCACUACGAUACAACUCUUCAAGAGGCUGUUUUCCGUGGUCUGAAAUACCACUCGAAUGAAUUGUCAAAAACCGUUAAAUUCGUCAGGCUGAUUGCAAAUUACUUGCAUGAAGAUUACAAGAGUGUUUUCUACGAAAAGGCGCAGAACCUGGGCCGAGUUCUAUGCAAAGCUUACGACGAGGCCUUUGAAAAGUAUGACGUGUUAAUUCUACUCACCAUUCCAAAGAAGGCACCAGUCUUCCCGCAACAGAAUCCUUCCCUGAAAGGUAAUGUUGUGACAUUCGUUUAUAUGCUCCUUUACUUUGCCGGACUCAACAGUUUAGAAAGAUGAGAGAAGUUGGAGCUCUGUUCAUAUCCGUACCGUCAGUGUCGGUGUGUACAAUUCGCCACUUUAGAAACGAGAGGGAACUGGGCCGAGUUAACUCUCGCAAGCUUGUUAUGUCCAACAGGAGUCGAUGUAAACCAAAUUGCAAAAAUUAACAGUGAAAAUAAAAAUAUGAAACAAAACUGAAACUUCUAAUUACCGUCUCCGGCUUGCGACCAUUAAAACUGACUGACAUUUUUAUCCUCUUGCACCCGAAUUGUAAAUGAUCUAUAUUUAUAGGUAUCAUACCUUCAUCCGUAGACUUGUAUUUCUGUCGUGGAGUGAGGUAGAAGACAUUGUUUUCUAAAGUCUCCCACUAACUCUUCCAAAUUCAACUCAGGGGAAAAAGGCUCCUGAGGGAGAGUAUUUUGCGUUAGGAAAAUUUCGUCGUCACUAUCCAUUGCCGCUCUCACAAGUGUGCUGGUCCCCCAAAAAAUACCAAGACAAAAAUAAAAAAACACAAAAGGUUUGAAAUUUGAUUUUGUCGGCUUAGCAAACAAACAAUGCGCUAUUGCUCUCCGUUUCUCACCUAAGUGAGAACAAGUGGUUUGAACAAAUUAUGACCCGUGAAACGCCCUUUCUCGAUGCUGUGUGAAAACCUUUACAAUACUUACAAUGAAAUACGUCAUUGUCUGCGGUCGGAUCAAAAAAUGACAAACAAACAGAUGUCAGAAAGAACUGGCCAAUUAUUGCCCUGUGAAAGACGACCUUUAUGUAACCUAUACCUCAUGAAUGAUAUCAUGAAAUAAGUUAGAUAAACCCCUCGAACGUCGGUAUUAAUCCAUAUACAUCCCGAGGGCCGUUGCGCUUCGAGUAAGUUAUUGUUUUUUUUUUAUGAGCUGCUGAUUGGCCGACAACAAACUUUCUUGGAAUGUAUUGUUAUUUUCCUGUAAUCCAAUUGGUAAACUUUGUCUAAGUGGCCCCGGCUAGUAGUCGCCCAGCUGUCUUCAAUUUAGCAAAAGUCAAAAGUCCUUCAACGUCACAGGUCACCCAGCUCUGACAAUCAACGCAGGCUUCAGGGAUGGCUUGCCAAUUGGAAUGAUGAUCGUUGGAAGAAAGUUUGAUGAAGCCACUGUUCUUAAUGUUGCCUAUGCUUAUGAGAAGAUCAGAGAUUAA
Porites evermanni is the source of this 2378-nucleotide messenger RNA. The record is from the annotation of a GenBank genome assembly. NCBI's taxonomy places the organism in Eukaryota, Metazoa, Cnidaria, Anthozoa, Scleractinia, Poritidae.